Messenger RNA from Periconia digitata, 1247 nucleotides. The record is from the annotation of a GenBank genome assembly. NCBI's taxonomy places the organism in Eukaryota, Fungi, Ascomycota, Dothideomycetes, Pleosporales, Periconiaceae.
UCAUAUCAUCGUACUCGGAUCUAUCUUCACCAACUACACACACACACAUUGGACCUCAUCCUACAGUCUCCAUCUCGAUACGCCCAUCCAUGGAUUGGUUCCUUGGGCACGUGAACUCAUACCCACACCCACAUGUGCACCCACGGCAGUCCGUGCAUACUCAGAUAUUCAUGUACAUAUCCUCUGGGGUCUGUAAAGUGCCACGCCUUGGUCGUGCCACACCGACAAAACAGACGAGGCGGGGGUCGUCUUACAUCCACACAUCCACCCUCAACUUGCAUACAUACCUACCUGCUCUCGCUUUGUAACGAGUCGGCCUCGGCGUCGGCACCUCGCCGACAUUGAACACGAUGGAUCUUGGGUUUUACUCUUCCUGUCUUUGUCUGCCUAGUAACCGCAAGUCUUUGAUGGGGCCGCGACUACUGACUAGUAGCCACACUCUGCGCAUCAUUCUCUGUCAUUCAAGAAUCAUAGUUGGCCAUCUCUUCCUCGCCAGGCCCAUGUCACUUACCGACGUCACCCAGUCCUCUAACCUCAACCUGUGAAUCAUAGCUGGUUAAGCUUCGGACAUGGCUUGGCACAUGCAGCACCCCGGCGAUUAAAUCAACGUGCAGAGCACCCGUUGAUCAGCGCUUUAGCUCUUCCCUGGCCUUUGAGCAGGGCUGUUGAACGAAUUGCGCUUCCGGGCACUUCCGGAUGCUAACCGCAGCUAUCUCACGCCUGGCAGCCAGUCGUCCAUCUUCACCGUAUUCUGCACUGCACCAUGGCUGACUUGGGGGAGCAUAACAAUCUUGAAUUUGCGACUCCGCCAGAACCUCCGUGCCGCUGUUCGCCAUGCGACAUGGAUAUUUGUAAACCAACCACCAUGGUCUAAUUCAAGCAACAACAGCCUGUGCCCAAGUGUCAUGUUUGUUUCGCCAUCUUGUUCGUUCGUACGAUGCUUCAGAAACAUCAAACGAUCAGAACCCCAUCAUGACUGGGAAGUUCGUACGAAGAGCUGCCUCAAGCCCACAAAUCAAUCAAUCACCAUGACUCACAACACAUCUGACGCUCUUGGCGCAUCAAUUCUUGCGAUCGAGUUUUAUGGUCAUUGCACGUUUUUCUUCAGGUUUUUUUUUCUUCUUCUUUUUUCUUCACGUCGCUUGUGGGUCGUCAUCUUCCCACAUGGCCCCCGUCAUCCAGAUUGCCUUGAGCUGAGGAAUCCCUGUCUAGGCAGCGGAGUGAUGCUCUUCUCGUAUAUCUUAUAA